This is a messenger RNA of Homalodisca vitripennis (glassy-winged sharpshooter), 1599 nucleotides long. Its product is annotated as putative nuclease HARBI1. NCBI's taxonomy places the organism in Eukaryota, Metazoa, Arthropoda, Insecta, Hemiptera, Cicadellidae. The transcript has 2 exons. Bases 291 to 1511 code for a protein of 406 amino acids. The record is from RefSeq and is a predicted model, not a curated record.
CCCCCCAUCCACUUACAGUUCGAACUGCAGUUCUUGACUGCAGUCAGAACUGUGAACGGUGGACUGUGGACUGUUGAAAAAUGUUCACGUCAGUACGGACUGCAGUCGCGGACCGCAGUCCGUUCGGUGGCGUGGUUGUCGUGGUCAGUCUUUCCGGUGUUUUGCCGUAGGUGUGUACUUUGUAGUUAUUAUUCGUUAUAUUAUUUAUUAUAUUUUUAGUUAUAUUAUUCGUUUUGUGGCUGUAGGAAAAGUGCAUUCUAAGUUCUUAUCGUAUGUGAAGUUAAAGUGCAAUGUCUACGUUUGAAGAUUUGGCAGCAUACGCUGUAAUAGCGGUAGCUAUUAAAAAACGCAAGAAACGAAGGCAUCAAAUGUGGAAAAAAGAAUGGCUUCAGAGGAAGAGAUUUAACCACGUUCACCUUCUUAGGGAGCUUGAAGCAUAUCCUAGAGACUGGAAAAACUACUUAAGAAUGGACGAGAAAACGUACUUUGAUUUAUUACGUAUAGUAACACCAUUGAUUACCAAACAAGAUACAAAAAUGAGGGAAGCCAUUACACCACAUGAAAAACUGACUGCGACAUUGCGGUAUCUAAGCACUGGCAGAACAAUGGAAGAUUUAAAGUUUUCAACGAGAAUUUCCCCCCAAACAUUAGGAAGAAUAAUUCCAGAGACCUGCUCAGCUAUUGUCAAGGCCUUGAAUGACUAUUGCAAGGUACCGAAUACAGCCGAGGAGUGGAAACAAAUUGCACAGGAGUACGGGGAAAAAUGGAAUUUCCCCAACUGCCUAGGCAGCAUGGAUGGAAAGCAUAUAGCCAUAACACCACCACCUGGAAGUGGUUCUUACUUCUAUAACUAUAAGGGUUUCCAUAGUCAGGUACUUUUCUGCAUUGCUAGUGCAAACUAUGAAAUAAUUUAUUUUCAUUUUGGUGUUAAUGGCCGGGUAUCUGAUGGAGGAGUUCUGAAAGAGACAGACUUCAACAAGAAACUAACAGAUAAAAGCCUCAAUUUACCUGAAGAGGGCAUUGUAGACGGCGAAGCUCUUCCAUACGUAUUCAUUGCAGAUGACGCCUUCCCCCUAACUGAGGUCAUAAUGAAACCCUUUUCCUAUAGGGUUGCAAACAAACCUAGAAAGGUAUAUAACUACCGACUCUCAAGAGCACGCCGAAUGGUCGAAAGUGUUUUUGGGAUUCUCGCUGAGAGAUUUCAGGUUCUACAAAAACCAAUCACCUUCAUUGACUUGAAGAAAGUGAAUAGUGUUGUUGUUGCGUGCUGCUACCUGCACAACUAUUUGCGUAGGACAAUCCCUCAAAGGUACUCACCUAAAGACUGGUUGGAUUUAGAUGACGACGAAGUUGGUGUGUCUAAGCCUGGACCAAGAACCAGCGAUCACAUGGCAUUACAAGUAAGACAAACCGAUCGCCCAAUGGCUAGUGCAAAAGAAGUAAGAAAUAAAUUUGUUCAUUAUUUUAGCAACAAAGGAAAAGUGGAAUGGCAAGACAGAUACAUCUCUUAGUUUAUAAUGAUUAUUUGAAAACAAAAUACCUCCGAUGACAAACUGUAAGUUAGUUGUAGCAUUGUGAAUACAUUAUUUAACCGCAAAA